Molecule: messenger RNA, 812 nt
Organism: Abrus precatorius (Indian licorice)
Lineage: Eukaryota; Viridiplantae; Streptophyta; Magnoliopsida; Fabales; Fabaceae
Product: ribonuclease 3-like
Exons: 4
Coding region: 39-719 (226 amino acids)
Biological process (GO): RNA catabolic process
Cellular component (GO): extracellular region
Molecular function (GO): ribonuclease T2 activity; RNA binding
Source: RefSeq, a predicted model, not a curated record
AGUUCUUCAGAGAGAAAGAGAGGAAGAAAACAUCAAAGAUGAAACCCAACUUUUCCAUUUUCUUCACGCUUUUGAUGCUGCAAUAUCUAUCAGUUCUAUGCCUUUCUCAGGAUUUUGAUUUCUUCUACUUUGUUCAGCAGUGGCCAGGAGCAUACUGUGACACGAAGCAGAGCUGCUGUUAUCCGAAAACUGGAAAACCUGCUGCAGAUUUCAGCAUUCAUGGACUCUGGCCAAACUACAAAGAUGGCUCAUGGCCAUCAAAUUGUGAUCCUGACAGUGUAUUUGAUAAAUCUCAGCUCUCAGACAUCAUUAGCAGCAUGGAGAAGAAUUGGCCAUCUCUGAGCUGCCCAAGUAGCAAUGGCAUGAGGUUCUGGUCACACGAAUGGGAAAAACAUGGCACGUGUGCGGAAUCUGAGCUUGAUCAGCAUGAGUACUUUGAAGCAGCUCUCAAACUCAAGCAAAAAGCAAACCUCCUUCCUAGCCUCAAGAAUGCAGGGAUUGAACCAGAUGAUGGAUUUUACAGCCAAGAGAGCAUUUCAGAUGGUAUAAAAGAGGGUACUGGGUUUACCCCAGGUAUAGAAUGUAACAGGGAUUCAGCUGGUAAUAGCCAACUUUACCAAGUUUACAUGUGCGUGGACACUUCUGGCUCAAAUUUCAUUGAGUGCCCUGUGCUUCCAAAGAGCAAAUGUGGUUCACAAAUUCAAUUCCCCAAGUUUUAGUUCAUCAGAACAUGCUUUUGUUUUUCUUUUGGGUACUGAUUAGAAACUUUCACACGAUGACUAUGAAGCCAUUUGUGCCUUGUAAUAAGUGGU